GGACUGAUCAGCGAUCCCAAAGCUGUCUUUUGGAAGGGUGGACCUCUUCUGAAAAGGACACCAAUGUAUGGAUUGCAGUUGCUGGGGCUACCCUCCAGAGCUGGAGACUACAUUUGUAUGGAUUGCAGUGCUGGGGCAAGUGCUGGGACCAAGCAAUUUGAGAAUUCCAGUGCUGGGGUUUACCUGUUGUGGGAUCUCGGGUGCCGGGGCUUACUUACUAUUGCAGGGAUUGCAAUGUUGGGGCUAGGACCAACCAUUUUGAUAUUUCCAGAGCUGGGGCUACCUGUUGCAGGAACUCCACUGCUGGGGCUAGCGGCUGUGGAACUCUAG
This is a messenger RNA of Seminavis robusta, 330 nucleotides long. NCBI's taxonomy places the organism in Eukaryota, Bacillariophyta, Bacillariophyceae, Naviculales, Naviculaceae. The record is from the annotation of a GenBank genome assembly.